Batrachochytrium dendrobatidis JAM81 is the source of this 684-nucleotide messenger RNA. RefSeq lists its product as uncharacterized. Gene Ontology annotation, cellular component: mitochondrion. The record is from RefSeq and is a predicted model, not a curated record. The transcript has 5 exons. Lineage: Eukaryota; Fungi; Chytridiomycota; Chytridiomycetes; Rhizophydiales. The annotation marks the transcript as partial.
ACUUAUUCCAAGCUUAUGGCACGAGGAAAGUAUGUGCAUGAGCUUCAAGUUCAUAAUGUCAAACCAGAAGCUAUGGAUGAUUAUAUUGCUCUCACUGCUGAGCACUAUCCACGGAUUGGAAAGGAUCAAGGGUCUGAAGUAAAGCUGUUUGGUAGUUGGACUACUGAAAUCGGUGAACUGGACCAAGCAAUCCAUAUCUGGCAAUACAACCACUAUCCAGGAUACAUUCAAACCAAAAAGAUACUGGCUCAGGAUCAGGUUUAUCAAGAUUUUCAACGUCGUCUUCGUCCUAUGUUACGAUCACGCGAAAACCAAAUCAUGCUCGAGUUUGCCUUUUGGAAAUCUGCCACUGCAGUGACUUUACCCAAAGAACCUAGUAAAAACAGCAUUUACGAACUUCGUACGUAUCUGCUCCAGCCUGGAAAAAUGCUCGAGUGGGAACAGCAAUGGCGUCGUGGACUCGAGGCACGAAGCAAGUUUGUGCAGCCAAUUGGUGCAUGGUUCUCGCAGCUUGGACAUCUCAACUACGUUCACCAUAUGUGGGCUUAUCCAGAUCUGCAGGUACGCAAAGAAAUGCGUGAAAAGGCCUGGGAGGUGGAAGGAUGGUCACAGACUGUCCACAAGACCGUUCAGUUGAUUGAUCAUAUGCAAGCACGGAUCGUCACACCACUUCCCUACUCUCCA